This is a messenger RNA of Blastomyces dermatitidis ER-3, 180 nucleotides long. RefSeq lists its product as uncharacterized. The coding region runs from base 1 to 180 and encodes 59 amino acids. The record is from RefSeq and is a predicted model, not a curated record. Lineage: Eukaryota; Fungi; Ascomycota; Eurotiomycetes; Onygenales; Ajellomycetaceae. The transcript has a single exon.
AUGGCUGCAAGAGAAGUAGAAGAAGAUGUGACAAUGAGAGCAGUGCUCUCACAGCUCAUUGACACUGCCAUCUUCAAUCUGGCUUUCUUGACAGUCACGGAGGCCGCAGCCGCAUCACAAAGACAUUUAUUACUCACUAGAAAACAUCAGAAUAAGCCUCUUAUUAUCUCUCAAGAAUGA